Molecule: messenger RNA, 1878 nt
Organism: Pistacia vera
Lineage: Eukaryota; Viridiplantae; Streptophyta; Magnoliopsida; Sapindales; Anacardiaceae
Product: (3S,6E)-nerolidol synthase 1-like
Exons: 7
Coding region: 1-1632 (543 amino acids)
Biological process (GO): diterpenoid biosynthetic process
Molecular function (GO): magnesium ion binding; terpene synthase activity
Source: RefSeq, a predicted model, not a curated record
AUGGCUUUCUCUUCCCCAGCUUUUUCUUCUGUUUCCUCCUUUAUUUCAAUUGUCCCAGAAAAGUUUUCAGGAACAGGCAAGCCAAACCUUCUUGUACGUGGCUGUUUGUCAACCAAUUAUGAAAAACAAAGCGUUUCCCUUGACAACGAUACUGAUUUCAGGUCUAACCUCUUGAAACACUUGAAGUAUCCAAUCGGACACCCCAGCUUCGCCGAAGACAUUCAUGUCGAACAUGCGCGAAAACUGAAGGCAUUUAAGCAUAUGCUAAGCAGAGUAAGAAAAGAUAGUUUUGAAGGAUUGGCCAUUAUUGAUGCUGUUCAACGCCUAGGAAUUGAUUACCACUUCCAGGAGGAGAUUCAACAAAUUAUACGCAGGCAAUAUGUGAUAUCUGCCACUUACCCUUUUCAACAUCAUUAUCUUCAGGAGAUUCCUCUUCGCUUUCGACUGUUGAGACAAGAAGGUUAUAAUGUGCCUACCGAUAUGUUUAACAAAUUUAUUAACAAGGACGGAAAGUUUAAACAGAGAGUAAGGGAAGACAUCAAUUCAUUGAUGGGUCUGUAUGAAGCAUCACAGCUUUGUAUAGGAGGAGAAGAUGUGCUUGAUGAAGCUCGGCAAUUUAGUUCCAAGCUUCUCAAUCAAUCGAUGAGUCAUCUUGACCCUUACCAAGCUAAGGUUGUUAGAAAUACAUUGUUGUAUCCCUAUCACAGAAGCUCGGCAAGAUGGUGGAAAGACCUCGGUUUGGCUAAGAAGUUGGAGUUUGCAAGAGAACAGCCGCUUAAAUGGUAUAUUUGGUCCAUGGCCUGCCUCACGGAUGCAAACUUGUCGUGGCAAAGAAUUGAGCUUACAAAACCCAUAUCCUUCAUCUACAUUAUUGAUGAUAUUUUUGAUGUUUAUGGGACACUUGAUGAACUCACUAUUUUUACAGAAAUUGUUAACAGAUGGGAUCAUGCGGCUAUUGAUCAACUGCCAGACUACAUGAAGAUAUGUUUUAAGGUUCUUGAUGAUAUCACUAAUGAAAUCAGCUACAAGGUGUACAAGGAGCAUGGCUUUAACCCUGUGCACUCACUAAGGAAAGCGUGGUCCAGUUUGUGCAACGCAUUUCUUGUUGAAGCAAAAUGGUUUGCUUCUGAGAACAUGCCUAAGGCUGAAGAAUACUUGAAAAAUGGGAUUAUUAGUUCAGGGGUACACGUGGUACUCGUGCAUAUUUUCUUUCUUCUGGGUCAGAAUGUAACAAAGGAAACUGUUGAACUUAUUGACAAUAAUCCCGGAAUAAUAUCAUCCACCGCAACAAUUCUUCGGCUUUGGGACGACUUGGGAAGUGCCAAGGAUGAGAAUCAGGAAGGUAAAGAUGGAUCAUACGUUCAUUACUACAUGAAGGAACACCAAGGGUCAAUUGUACAAGCUGCUGAAGAACAUGCUAUGAGUAAGAUUUCAGAUGCAUGGAAGUGCCUAAAUAAAGAAUGCCUCUCCCCGAACCCGUUUCCAGCUUCUUUCACAAGGGCGUCUCUUAAUCUUGCAAGAAUGGUUCCUUUGAUGUACAGUUAUGAUGACAAGCAACGCCUUCCAAGCCUCGAGGAGUACAUUAAGUCCCUUCUCUUCGAAAAUGAAGAACCUACUCGAGGAGUUUAUUAGUUCUUGUUUUUGAGAGAUUUUUUUUCUAGAGUAAACCAAGGAAAGAACAUAACGUACGUUGUUUACAGGGUAAUAUGUAAUCAAAUUAUCAGAUGGGUUACUUAAAUUUCACCCAUGAGAUUUGAUAAAAAUGAAUAUGCCCUUUAAAUCAAUAGAAAUAUGGGUAAAUUAAUGAAUGAACAUGAUUUGAUAAACUGAAGAGGCUACCAGAUCUACCCCUGUGAAACUAAAUUCCUUUUGGUUUCA